CCAUCAAAACCCCUCCUUGCUCUCCUCAUUCCGGCGAGCUCGCCUCAAGGCAUCCUGCCUCAAAGCAUAAGCAAGCCAGCCGCCAUCCCCGGACUCCCGCAGUACCGGGCUGGGCGUGGAUUCCGCGAAGAUCUACCCGGACUCCCGCAGGUUCAGUAAUGACAUUAGUGGAUUAUAUUGACUUGGACUAUGAUGAGUAUUAUGUCAAAUUAGAUGUUAUUGAUUUGACCACUGAUGAAGAUACAUCCAAGGGAAGUACAAGGUAUUGCAAGAACCACGACAGUGCUUCAAAGGGCUGCAUGGUUCAAGGUUGUACAAAUGUUGCACAUGGAGGCACACCUCUAUGCAUUUGCCAUGGUUCAAGGAUGCACAAAAAGAGGGGCUGUGCUGUCAGUGGAUGCACCAAGGGAGCGUGUAGUGGCAGUCAAGGCCGCACAGACCGUUGUGUGAAGCACGGUGGCGGCAAGAGAUGUAAAUAUGAUGGUUGUGGGAAGGGUGCUCAAGGGAACACGGAUUUUUGCAUUGCGCAUGGUGGGGGAAGGCGUUGCAAGUUUCAAGGAUGCGGGAAAAGUGCACAAGGGCGAACUGAUUAUUGUAUCAAACAUGGUGGCGGCCGACGCUGCAUGGUUCUAGGAUGUAACAUGAGUGCAGCAUAUGGGACUGAUUUCUGCUCUAUGCAUAGAACAAGUUUGCUGAGUGGCUAUAAUUCUGCCCAUGAAAUGCUGCCAGCACCAGCGCCUGAAUGUCGGGCCAAGGAGGCAGAACCAUCCAAAAGAAGAAACUCACACUCAGUGACUGGAGGGGAAAGGGCUCAAAAAAGGCAGAACACCGAUGAAUAUGUUAACAACAUUAGAAGCUUCAGUGAUGUUGAGAUGGUAGAGGAAAAGGGCAGAGUUUUGAUUUGUCAGAAUAAUACGCUGAAGGCACAGCAAACAGCUCAGGAGAUGAAAUCCGAGAGUGACCUCGCAGCAUGAUCUCCGUCGGUACAUCUAUAUUGUACCUCCCGGACUACGGUAUUAAGGUUGUGAUGGCAGAGGUGUACAACUGACCAUAGACCCCUUAUUUCUUGGUGGUGUGUGUGCAGAAUUUCCUUAUGUUAUGUUAACAUCAAGUUGUAUGUGGUGGACAACUGAAUACUAGUAGUAAGCAGUAACUAGUACUCCCUCCGUUUUAAAAUAGAUAACUCAGCUUUGUAUUAAUGUUAGCACAACUAUUUUGGAACGGAUGGAGUAAGUAGCAUGGUCGAUCUCCGAUGACACGAUGAGCUAAAAAUAAGCUCUGAAAUAUGAACGGAGGAAUCUAUGGAUGAAGAUAUUUUGAGACGUUUUCUUCUGUUGGAUUCCAAGGGCAUGAGUUACCUUAGGACCCAGAUAUUUUUUGAGUUCCAGAAAUGUCUUAAAUAUUUUUUAUGAAGUGACACGUAGGAUGGUUAAUUGAGUUGCGUAUAUACAAGAAUUGACAUUAACCUUUUUUUAUGAUGUCAGAUACUGACAUCUCUGAAA
Aegilops tauschii subsp. strangulata is the source of this 1502-nucleotide messenger RNA. RefSeq lists its product as uncharacterized. The record is from RefSeq and is a predicted model, not a curated record. NCBI's taxonomy places the organism in Eukaryota, Viridiplantae, Streptophyta, Magnoliopsida, Poales, Poaceae.